GCCUUCAAGAAGAUUAAAAGCUACUUGGAUUACGCAAAGUCCAAUCCGGACGUUGAUGUGAUUGCUGGUGGUGAUGCUGAUGAUACCAGAGGCUAUUUCAUUCAGCCGACUAUUUUAUUGGUUAAGAACCCUUCCGACAAGCUUUUUAAGGAUGACAUUUUCGGUCCCAUUCUAUCAGUCUAUCUAUACGAUCCUGACAAGUUGGAGGAAACCAUGGAUCUGAUCGACUCCACCACUGAUUAUGCUCUGACAGGUUCCAUAUUUGCCAACGACCCGGCUUUCAUACAGCAUGCUACCGACCGUCUAAUCGAUACGGCUGGGAACCUUUACAUAAAUGCGCAGUCAUCUGGGUCCGUCGUCGGGCAACAACCGUUCGGUGGAGCCAGAUUGUCCGGCACCAAUGACAAAGCCGGUGGACCUCAAUACGCCCUCCGAUUUACUUCGCCAUUGUCCAUCAAAACUCAGCUCCUGCCUAUCGGACCAUGGAAACAGCCCCACAUGUCUUGAUCUCUCAUGCCGUGUCAUCCUCAUUUUCAAUUGUUGCAGUCUUCCACAAUAUGCAUGAUAGUUCAUUCUUUUUUGGUCAUCUCUCGUCUACAAUAUUACGCGCAAGGAGUCACCUUUCCAUCUUUCUGCUUGUGUUUCAGUUCCUUUGCUACGAACUAACUUUUUGAUUAUUUCCUUUGGUAAUAAUUUACGCGUAAUUGUUUAACUAUGUACACUACCGCACGUUUUGUUGCACAGAUCAGUGUGUUAGUUGUUCAGUUACGAUUCCACAAGUCGCCUUGACCCUCAUCCUUGUCAUGAUUGGAAGCUUUCGGCUUUGUUUCACCUCAACACCGGACGGGUAAGCAAUGUUGCUCGUUCGUUCACCUGUCGGUUGUCUCUGCAUGGCACUUCAGUUAGUUAGAGUUGGCUUUCUUCUGCCGACUCCUAUUUGUGGCUGAAAUCCGUUGACUUUAAUCACCAUACGCCUCUGGUGUCACUAUCUUAUAGUUUGGUUUAACCCAAUUUCGGCCACUUGCCUGGAUCUUAUGGUCUGAGUACUCACUCAUUCUUGAUGCGUCACUGCAACCAUGCCCCCGGCUACUUCAUGCUUCAUCCAUGCAGCUCUGUUGUUGAUGCGUUCACCUACUUACUCCCAAAACAAUCCACUUGGAGCAGGGUAACAGCCGUUCUGUAUAAUCCAGAUACAAAUAUGUGAUCCCGUUAUUCAUCGCUGCAAAUAAGCAAUGGGUGGACUCACUGCAUUCAUAUAAUCCGCAGCAGAUGCGUCUUAUGACACCGGAUUAAGAAAACCGGGUGCACUUCUUAAUUCCGCCAUCUAAAGAGCACUCUGCCAAUCCGCACUGGUUGGUGGUGUGCCCACGAAAUAUUGACAGCGGUGAACACCGUUUGCCAUCCGAAAUAACUCAGAACACUAGUAGCUCAGAUUGACUGUUCAGUUGCACAUGUCCUCGCCGAGCUGGGUACUCAGCGGAUAGCGGCCUCCGGUCGGUUAUUUUUGGCUGUGUUGACAAGAUCAUUUUGUGUUGGAUUUUUUCGUUCAUUGGAAUUAUUUCGUGGAAAUUUAG
This is a messenger RNA of Dicrocoelium dendriticum, 1574 nucleotides long. The record is from the annotation of a GenBank genome assembly. Lineage: Eukaryota; Metazoa; Platyhelminthes; Trematoda; Plagiorchiida; Dicrocoeliidae.